AUGUCAAAAACCCCGCCAGACAGUGCUUCACACCGUAGGUUAUCCACAUCGUGCAGGCACGGUGGCGGAUCUGGUGCUUCGAGGACCCGACCUGCCCAGGGCAAGGGUGCGUCGAGGAUUCCGGCUGCCGGUACUGCGAUGCCUCGGCGAUCGGCGGGCCAUCGUACGAUGGUGAGGCGUGCCCUUCGCCAGCGCCGUCUUCGGGCUGCACUGCGGACGCGAAGCCUUGCGCAGCACCGCAUGCCAACUCGGCUAUCUGGUGCUUCGAGGACCCGACCUGCCCAGGGCAAGGGUGCGUCGAGGACUCGGGCUGCCGGUACUGCGAUGCCUCGGCGAUCGGCGGCACCGCAUGCCAACUCGGCUAUCUGGUGCUUCGACUCGGGCUGCCGGUACUGCGAUGCCUCGGCGAUCGGCGGGCCAUCAUACGAUGGUGAGGCGUGCCCAUCUAUCCAGUCUCUCGGUGCCGCACUGGCCGCCGACGAGGGCUGCGACGGGAUGACCUACACGAGAAACUACGCCGAGGGCACACCGCACGAGUGCAGGUGCGACAGCUACUGCGACGACUUCUGCGACGAUGGGCCGAAUGGCUGCGCCAGGACGUGCAGGAUCUUGAACGGAGUUUUCGAGCACAUCCCGUCCGUACAUGCAGGCGACCGUACUUGCACCUGGUACGCGCACUACGUGACCAACCCGAUUAACUACGAGGGCUACGAUUGCUCGUGGAUGACUGGCACUGGCGAGGGCGGCCAUGGAGACGAUUGUCAAGAUUGGACGUCCGCUGGCGCCUUGAAGUGCCGGGAGGGAAACCAGAACCAGAACAACUGCCACUUCUAA
Prorocentrum cordatum is the source of this 834-nucleotide messenger RNA. Lineage: Eukaryota; Dinophyceae; Prorocentrales; Prorocentraceae. The record is from the annotation of a GenBank genome assembly.